ACUUUGUAUAUCUGUACAGAGAAAGAGAAAAAGCAAAAGGUGACGGAGAAUCUCUGUGUUUGUUGUUUGAAUUGGUAACGAAGAUAGAAACCUCAGCAACACUCAAAACCACCAUCAAGUGUUAAAAUCAGAGAGAAAAGACUCAAUUUUUGUUAUAUAUCAUAAUUUCUUCCCUGUUGAUACUCAUCAAAUUAUUUUUUUCUUUUUACCCUCUGAAAUCCAGCUCUGUGGUGAGGACAAUUUUGAUGAGUUGAAUUGUUGAGCUUCGUCUCUCGUGGGGGAUUGAGAUAUCAGCUUGAGGCUCGGUUGGUGUGUGGUGUUGUUUGUUAUGGCGGCAUUGUCAUUUUCAGUGGCAUCUGUGGUGGAAGAUGUGCUUCAACAGCACGGUACUCGCCUUAAAGAUCUUGAUUUGGAAUCCAGAAAAGCAGAAGAAGCGGCAUUCAGAAGGUAUGAAGCAGCAGGGUGGCUGAGAAAAAUGGUUGGAGUUGUUGCAGCCAAAGAUUUACCAGCAGAGCCCUCUGAGGAAGAGUUUAGGCUUGGUUUGAGAAGUGGGAUCAUUCUCUGUAAUGUCCUUAACAAGGUUCAACCUGGCGCUGUACCCAAGGUUGUGGAGAGUCCUGUUGAUUCUGCACUCAUCCCUGAUGGAGCACCAUUAUCCGCAUUUCAGUAUUUUGAAAAUGUGAGGAACUUUCUGGUGGCUAUCCAGGAAAUUGGAAUUCCUACCUUUGAGGCAUCUGAUCUGGAACAAGGGGGGAAAUCAGCCAGGAUUGUGAACAGCGUCUUAGCCCUUAAAUCCUAUAGUGAAUGGAAACAGACUGGGGCUGAUGGUGUGUGGAAAUUUGGUGGAACUAUCAAACCUCCAAUCUCUGCAAAAACUUUCGUGAGAAAAAACUCUGAGCCAUUUACUAAUUCCUUGUCAAGGAGCUCGUCCAUCAAUGAUAAAUCUACGAUUGCCUUUACCUCUGAUGUUGAGUCUAAUAAAAUGUCUGGGUCUCAAUCUCUGAGUAUGCUUGUUCGUGCAAUACUAUUGGAUAAGAAGCCAGAAGAAGUUCCAAUGUUGGUUGAAUCUGUCCUAAAUAAGGUCGUAGAGGAGUUCGAGAAUCGCAUUGCAGGUGAACAGACAAAAAUUUCAAGAGGUGCUGCAUCACAAAGCAAUGGAUCUGUAUCGAAGUUUGUUAUGGCAGAUAAAAAGAUUCCUAUGGUGACAAAGAAAGAGGAAUUCCUCCAUAAAAACCGUGUUGAUGAUGAGGAAUCAAAAAAACAACUUCUGAAGCAGCAAAUGCUCUUUGAUCAACAGCAAAGAGACAUUCAAGAACUAAAGCAUACAAUUCACAUUACCAAAGCUGGUAUGCGGUUCCUUCAAAUGAAAUUUCACGAGGAGUUCUCCAAUCUAGGAUUGCACGUUCAUAGCUUAGCUCAUGCUGCUUCUGGAUAUCAUAGAGUUCUUGAAGAAAAUCGCAAAUUAUACAAUCAAGUCCAGGAUCUUAAGGGAAGUAUUAGGGUGUACUGUCGAGUAAGACCCUUCUUAUCUGGACAACCAAAUUAUUUGAGCACAGUGGACAACAUAGAAGAUGGAACUAUCACAAUUAAUAUUCCUUCGAAGAAUGGCAAAGGGCGUAGACCCUUCAACUUCAACAAAGUUUUUGGACCAUCUGCAACCCAGGCGGAGGUAUUCUCUGAUAUGCAGCCCCUCAUUAGGUCUGUCCUUGAUGGUUACAAUGUUUGCAUAUUUGCUUAUGGCCAAACAGGAUCAGGAAAAACUUACACUAUGACUGGACCGAAAGAGAUCACAGAAAAAAGUCAAGGAGUGAAUUACAGGGCUCUAAGUGAUUUGUUUAUCACGGCUGAUCAAAGAAAGGACACUUUUCGCCAUGAUGUGUAUGUUCAAAUGAUUGAGAUUUACAAUGAGCAAGUCAGAGAUCUAUUGGUUACUGAUGGAUCAAACAAAAGAUUAGAAAUUCGUAGUAAUUCUCAUAGAGGGCUCAGUGUCCCAGAUGCAAUCCUAGUCCCAGUAUCAUCAACAAAUGAUGUUAUUGAUCUAAUGAACCUGGGCCAAAGGAACCGUGCAGUUGGUGCAACAGCGCUUAAUGACCGUAGUAGCCGAUCUCACAGUUGCUUGACUGUUCAUGUUCAAGGAAGAGACUUGACAUCUGGUACUAUCAUACGUGGAUGCAUGCAUCUGGUUGACUUGGCAGGAAGUGAGAGAGUUGACAAAUCUGAGGCUACAGGAGAUAGACUAAAGGAGGCACAGCAUAUUAACAAAUCUCUCUCAGCUUUAGGCGAUGUCAUUGCUUCCCUUGCUCAGAAAAACCAACAUGUCCCUUACAGAAAUAGCAAACUCACACAAUUACUCCAAGAUUCACUUGGAGGACAGGCCAAGACAUUAAUGUUUGUUCACAUAAGUCCAGGGGUUGAUGCUAUUGGAGAAACAAUUAGCACACUAAAAUUUGCAGAACGAGUUGCUACGGUUGAACUUGGUGCUGCUCGAGUAAACAAGGAUGGAGCAGAUGUCAAAGAGCUCAAAGAACAGAUAACGAUCCUUAAGGCAGCAUUGGCAAGAAAAGAAGGGGAGUCAGAACAUUCUUUAUCUGGAAGCACCGGAAAAUGUAGGACAAUGGCUAGUGAGCUAUCACCUUACCAUGCAAACCAGCGUGAUGCAAAUAUUGUGAGUGGCCUUGGGUGUAGACAACCCAUGAUUGAUGUAGGCAACAUAGAGCUUCACAGUAAUACCACAUUGAGGCAAAAAUCUCAGAGCUUUGAUUUUGAUGAGAUAUCAGCAAAUUCACCACCCUGGCCCCCAGUGAAUAGUCCUGGACAAAACUAUGGGGAAGAUGAUAAAGAAACUGGUUCAGGAGAGUGGGUUGAUAAGGUGAUGGUAAACAAGCAAGAUCCAAACAGAACUGAGAACAUGUUAGGGUGUUGGGAAGCAGACAAUGGAAACUUAUCUGAGGUCUUUUAUCAGAAAUAUCUCCAAGAUUCUUCCAAAAUAUACUCAGAACGAUCCUACAAUAUGUUCAUGGGAAGCAACCAGUUUAACAUUGCUGGUUCAGAUGACAUGGAUGAUCUUGAUGAUGCAACAACUGAUUCCUCAGAACCUGAUUUACUUUGGCAAUUUAAUCAUUCCAAACUCACAAGCGUAACCAAUGUUAAUGCAUCAAAGACUACGAGAUCUGUCUCAAAGCCAGCAAAUAGCCCAGGAUUGAGCAAGAAUAUAAUUCAUUCUUCUCUUGGUCCUUCACCUUCCCGGAAACAAACAAUUGGGGUCUCACAUCGAACAGGAAGGCAUCCAGCUCCAGUUGACAUGAAACGUAAAACUGGGAGUAGAAAAUAAACAUGAUUUUAUUUAUUAGGAACGAUAAAAGGGUGAUUUUUUUUUUCUAAUUUUUUAGAUCAAGAGAGAGCGCUUUUGCAAUAAUCUUUUUUAUUUUUAUUUUUUGGGUUUAUGUUUGUAAGUUUUGUAACUUGUAUUUACACAGAUAAUGGAGCAAUAAUGCCCGUUGCUUGUACCA
Messenger RNA from Abrus precatorius (Indian licorice), 3509 nucleotides. Its product is annotated as kinesin-like protein KIN-14I. Lineage: Eukaryota; Viridiplantae; Streptophyta; Magnoliopsida; Fabales; Fabaceae. Gene Ontology annotation, biological process: microtubule-based movement. The record is from RefSeq and is a predicted model, not a curated record. The transcript has 19 exons. Gene Ontology annotation, molecular function: ATP binding; microtubule motor activity; microtubule binding. The coding region runs from base 329 to 3331 and encodes 1000 amino acids.